Phanerochaete carnosa HHB-10118-sp is the source of this 2305-nucleotide messenger RNA. RefSeq lists its product as uncharacterized. Lineage: Eukaryota; Fungi; Basidiomycota; Agaricomycetes; Polyporales; Phanerochaetaceae. Bases 132 to 1982 code for a protein of 616 amino acids. The record is from RefSeq and is a predicted model, not a curated record. The transcript is spliced from 12 exons. Gene Ontology annotation, cellular component: cytosol. Gene Ontology annotation, molecular function: acetoacetate-CoA ligase activity.
GAAAAGUACAGCUGUGGUUCCCUCGUGUACGGAUUACCACUCUGCGCGUCCUCGUUUAUAAUCCUUUUUUAAAGGGGCUCUGGUUGUUGGCCCUUCCUUAACCUUGUUUCCCAACACUCGCCUUAUACGCCAUGGACUCGCAGUUCGCAUCGUCGCGCCUCAUCUGGAGACACAAAGAUCCCAAGAGCUGUCGUGUGGAAGCCUUCAGGCAAUGGAUCAACAGAAAGCAUAGGUUGCACCUCAAGGACUACCAUGAGCUGCACAAGUACUCUAUCACAGACUACAUGUUCUGGCAGGACUUGUGGCAGUAUCUGAACAUUAUCUACUCGGUACCCCCUGAACAGAUCGUAACCGAGGGACGUAUGCCUGAGGUGCGGACCUGGUUUCCUGGUGCACGUCUCAACUAUGCCGAAAACAUCCUCCGUUUCAACGGCGACAGCAUUGCCGUCACUUCUGCCCGAGAAACUGGCUAUGUCAGACAGUACACGUUCAGAGAGCUCAGGGAGAUGGUCCGUCACCUUGCCUCCGCUCUGAGGAUGAACGGGCUCCAGAAGGGCGAUCGAGUUGCUGCCAUCAUUACAAACUCCAUUGACGCGAUCGUCAUCGCGCUCGCUGCAGUGAGCAUCGGUGCAAUAUUCUCCAGCACGGCUACGGAUAUGGGUGUCCAGGGUAUUCUUGACAGAUACCGUCAAAUACAACCCAAGUUUGUGUUCGCCGAGACGGAGGUGGUUUACGCUGGCAAGACGAUCGAUCUUAUGCCCAGGGUCAUAGAGGUUGUCCGUGACUUGCAGUCUCGCGGGCUCCAAGGCGUUGUCUUACUUCCAAGCACAAAGACUGGUGCAGAGCCGCAGAUACCCACAGGCAUUCCCAACUGCCGAACCCUUUCCUCCUUCCUGGCCGCCAGUGACGCUCGCCCUCUAACCUUCGAGCAACUCCCAUUCGACCAUCCGGUCUUCGUUCUAUACUCUUCAGGUACAACGGGCGUCCCGAAGUGUAUUGUACACUGCUCCGGAGGUCUGCUGCUUAACGGACUCAAGGAAGGAGCUUUCGCCUAUAACAUGGCUCUGGACGAAUGCUACUUCCAAUAUACCACUCCCGGCUGGAUGAUGUGGAACGCCAUGCUAAUCGCACUGGGACACGGAACGCGUCUCAUUGCAUACGACGGCUCGCCUUUCCAUCCCAGUGCACAAGCUUUCUUAAAGUUCAUCAGUGAUCAUGGCGCGACCAUCUGGGGCACCUCGCCUCGUUUCCUUAUGGAGUUGCAAGCCACCGGUAUCGAACCUCCAGAAAUACAAUCCAAGUCCCUCGGCAUGGCCGUCGAGAUCUACGACCCUGACGGGAAGAACAUCGAGGAUAUCGCCUUGCCUGGCGAACUUGUCUGCACGCGCCCGCACCCGUCGAUGCCCGUCCAUUUCUGGGCGGACAAGAAUGACGAGAAGUAUCGGAAUGCAUACUUCAACCGAUACCCUGGGGUCUGGCACCAUGGUGACUUCAUCGUCAAGAACCCGAAGACUCAGGGCUUCCUCAUCUUGGGCCGCAGUGACGGCGUCCUCAACCCGAGCGGCGUCCGCUUCGGCUCGGCCGAGAUCUACUCCGUGCUGGAUGUCUUCCGGGACGAGCUUGAGGAUACACUGUGCAUCGGACAGCGGCGGCCGGAGGACAAGGACGAGCGCGUGCUGCUGUUCGUGAAGAUGCGCCCCGGGAGGCGGUUCAGCGAGGAUCUCAAGAGGCGCAUACGCGACACGAUUCGCAAGGACCUCAGUCCGCGGCACGUGCCCUCGUACAUAUUUGAGAUUCGCGAUAUUCCUUAUACGGUGAACAACAAGAAGAUAGAGGUCGCGGUCAAGCAGAUCGUCUCCGGGUCGAAUUUGAAGCCCAGUGGGACGGUCGCGAAUCCGGAAUCGCUGGAGGAGUAUUACAAGUUCAGGCACCUAGAGAAGCUGGUGGAGAGUGAAGGAUCGAAGGCGAAAGCGAAGCUGUGAUGCAGGAAUCUGUUCCGGCUGUGCUAUCCUUCCGUGCUUUACGUGUCAAUCUUCUUGCGAAUUAUUCGCGCGUGGGAGCCACAGACAUGAAGAGCCGCGGCCUGACAUCCACGUCACGGACAUCGUAGCCUAUGAAGGACGCAUGCACGAGAUUGGCGAAUGAGUUGUGUUCUGAGUCUCACUUGCGCAAUGUUUGCCACUCUUGAUGCUCUUAGUAAGCCUCGGACAUGAGGUUGUUGUGUCACUAGUGAACUCUCGUGCUUCUUUCUGAUCAAAGCGGUCUCCUGUGGCGAAGCCCGUACACUAACACUAGUGCAGUCAAG